GGCAUUAAUUAGCCAGUGCUCAAUUGACUGCCGCCUGCCUACCCACUGCCCCGCCCGUCCGCCAUGAAGUGCUGCAAGCCAUCGAUCUCGGACAAGAAGGUCAACCAGGUUCUUCUCUGUGUCUUUGCUAUCCUCAAUUCCAUUGCUGCCGUCUGGCUCCUUGUCACGGAUCAAUACAGCAUCAGCGAAUCGGGUGUCGCGCGUGCGACGAUCUCGAAGAUUGUUUUACAUUUGUACCACAUCAUGCUGUCGUACGCGCUGUUUGCGGCGACUGCGUUCGGCUCCCAACAACCCCUCGAAUGGUUUGGCUUGAUUGGCAACUUCGUUGGCAGCGGCUUCUACCUCUUCUUCCUUGGCUUCCUUACCUUGAUGCUCGACAACACGUUUGGUCUAGUUGUCGCUAUCGUCACAACCGUGUAUGGGUUUGCCGUGAUUGUAUACGGCGUUGUCACCAAGAAGCCCGCGCUCCCUGAAGGCGGGACCUCCUACCGUCACCUCCGCGACGUCGCCUAAACUGUAUAAGCAUUUUCUAUGUUCUUUCCAUUGUCCUAUUUCGUGGCAACUGAACAGAAUGCUGCGAUUAUGUAGCUGGGAAGAAAAAGCUCCCGCUAAAUUGCGCCAACGAGCAGUCGCCUUCAACUACCUUCUCACGUAGGGGGCCGACAGAAGGAAUGGCAAGAGGGAGGCAGGACUCUAAACCCGAUGCGGGCUGGCGACCACAUCUUCGACUCUAUUUACCGAAUGGCGUUCACUACGCCUUGCUGCCAGGUACGUUGGUUGCACAAUCCUUGAAUGGAAUUAUGUAUUCGUCACUGCGUGUCUCUGCUUUGGAACUGACCGCAACCCGAUGCAACAUGUCCAGCUAGAUUUCGUGACGAGGGAUUUGUUCUCAGGUGGAAGUCAGGUGCUCUCGCCAAGCGAUGCGCAAGAGCUGCCACACCGAGAUCCAAAGCAGCUCUCGCCUUCGUGGUCCGUGCAACCAACAUGCCUGCGGGGGGAAUGACACGAUUGCUGCAGCAAGAGGAUUCGAUGGCCAUAGACUCGAUGAGGACAAUUCAUCUUGCAUUCCUUACCUCAAGAGCUCUCCAGAAGGUAGAACGCCUCGAAAGGGGUCGAAUAGCAGCACCUUGAGCCACAACACUAUAGUAAACUGCACCAACGUACGUAUGUAGCAAGAUUCCAGCGGCCUGCCACGCCCUUCUUUCCCUCGCCAUGCCACAAAAUCGGUGCCAACGAUAAAAGUUGCCACGUUGCUUUGGCGUUGAG
Messenger RNA from Aphanomyces invadans, 1266 nucleotides. RefSeq lists its product as hypothetical. The record is from RefSeq and is a predicted model, not a curated record. The transcript is spliced from 2 exons. Bases 64 to 513 code for a protein of 149 amino acids. Lineage: Eukaryota; Oomycota; Saprolegniomycetes; Saprolegniales; Verrucalvaceae.